This is a messenger RNA of Notodromas monacha, 2149 nucleotides long. The record is from the annotation of a GenBank genome assembly. Lineage: Eukaryota; Metazoa; Arthropoda; Ostracoda; Podocopida; Cyprididae.
CCCGUCUGGUUCUGCUGGGACCUCAUCCCUUCUGGCAAAGGCAUUUCUGAAUUCGCAAAUUCUGAACAAGAGUCACCCAAAGCUCCAAAACUUGCAACAAGUUGAAAAUCACCAUAGCAUCAAAACGGUGUCUCACAUGCUCAAAUUCCUAACCAAGUCCAACAGAGCUGAACUCAAAAGACUGACCAAGCCAAGACAGAACAAUUUGAGGAAGGGCAUGGAUGAUUCUCAGUCAAGCUCAGAUGACUCCAGCAAUGAAUCAAACACUGACUCAGAAGACAAUGGUGCAACAAGUGAUGCAACUUCUCACACAAAGGAAAACCAUAGACAGGAAAUCAAACCUGAAAUUGCUUUCCAGCUGGAACCUGAUCCCAACCCUGGGAAACAGGGGACCAUUACAAAUAACAAGACUUACAAGCAGGGGAAGGAUUUUGUUGUUGAAAUCACUGAUGGAGUCCUGAGCCUUUUUGGCCAGGACUCUUUGAAGUGCCUGGAAGCCAAGUGGAUAUCUGAAGCUGCUCAGUCAGUCACAAAGGCCAAGUUUCAAUUCAUCCAACAUGAUGAUCUAGUUGCCCUAUAUCCAAAGUUCAGGGAAAAAUUCCCCAACUUGGUGGAGUUUCACUUUCAAGAAACCUGUCUUGACCGGCUGGGUCAAUUGAAUGGAUUGGCAGCAUUUCAAAAAAUGCAUUCAUUGUACAUAUCCAAGGAAGGGAAUUCCAUUGUGCAACACCCUCAGUGGAAAUUAUAUGCAAUCUAUAGACUUGGCUGCAGAGGAUUGAAGACCAUCAAUGGGAAACCUGUGGAACCAGAAGAUGUCACUCUUGCAGCAGAGGCAUUCACCCACCUCAGUCAACUGGUCUUUUCUUGUCAGUCCAGAGAUAAAAUACUCCAGUUAUACUGUCAAGUCUCAGCUGUGCUGGAGCCUUGUGAAGACCAAAAGAAACCUGGGGAAGAAAAGGUUGCAAGUGCAGCUGACAAAAUGACAUUAGCAGAGUCUACAAGUCCUGAUUUGCUGCAAGAAGCUAUUGGCAGAGAGGCUUUGUCUUAUCAACCUCUACCUGCCACAAGAGAGACUGCUUUGCUGAAACGUUCCAGAGCCAUGAACUUCAUGCAGAACGACCACCUCUCCAUAAGUUGGAAGGACUUUAUCGAAGAAAUAGGAAUGACGGAUAAUUCCUCGUCAACUUGGGCAAUUGGAGGAUUUUUGUUCUAUUCGGUGAUUUCCAUUGGGUUCAUCGUUUGCUUGUGUGCUACCAUUUACAAAGGGAAAUCAAUUGAAAAACUUGGCAGAAUGGAAUUGAAUUUCCUCGCCGAUGCAAAGAAAUUUGGAUGCGAAAUAAAACCAAAAGCAGGGAUGGUUUCGUUGUAUUUGGUGAUCCUCGGAUUCCAUGGAGUCGUGAUUUGGUUUUAUGUUGUGAAUGGAUCUUCAGAAGAUGAACCCUUUCUUGUGGGGAUUUCUCAAGUGACUGCAUUCAUGCACCUCGGUGUGUAUCCAACAUUCAUCAUACUCAAGUCAAAAACCGCAACUGACUACCUGGGAUUUCUCAAAGAUCGAGCCAAGAUCCUUCUGAAGUCCAGGUCACAUCACAAAGAAAUCCAUUGUGAAUGCAUCGGAAUUCUUGGAGCCUAUAGAAAUUGUUUCAAAUAUUCAAAAGUGAUGUCAAAGGCCUGUGGGAUCCCUAUUGCAAUCACGUGUUUGGAACUUUUUGUGACUGUGGUGAUUUCCUUGUAUGGAGUCCUCGAAUUGGCAAACAGUUCUUUGAGCAGGAAACGGUUACUUGACCUCGUUUUUCACCUGGUUAUGUCAAUGUAUGAGGCGUUUUUGUUGCUGCAAAUGCAUCAUUUCGCUGACAAGCUGUGUGAAAUGGAUUCCAAAAUGCGAUUUAAGAUUCAAGGAGCAUUCAAAUAUCAAGGGAAAGAAGAAUACAACAUUGACAAAGAAGGUCAGUGUCAGAAGGUCUUGGAAAAGAUCCUGGUUCACAAGGCACCUGCUAUUUCAGCAGCAGGAUUUUUCUGGUUAUCCAAAACAAUGCUGCCUGGUAUGCUUGGUCUGCUGUCGACUUUCCUCAUCAUUUUGGUUCAAUUCAAAAUGAGCGAAGAGGAGCCAACUGAUGCAAGCCCAACUGCAAUGACUUAUGCUGGCCUUUGA